This is a messenger RNA of Lachnellula hyalina, 1092 nucleotides long. RefSeq names its product Actin-related protein 2/3 complex subunit (gene arc1). The record is from RefSeq and is a predicted model, not a curated record. Lineage: Eukaryota; Fungi; Ascomycota; Leotiomycetes; Helotiales; Lachnaceae. The transcript is spliced from 3 exons. Gene Ontology annotation, biological process: Arp2/3 complex-mediated actin nucleation. Gene Ontology annotation, molecular function: actin filament binding. Gene Ontology annotation, cellular component: actin cytoskeleton; Arp2/3 protein complex. The coding region runs from base 1 to 1092 and encodes 363 amino acids.
AUGGCUGCACCAGAAGUUCACCACCUAUUCCACCACCCGAUCGCGGAUCACUCUUUCUCCGCAGACAAGCAAACGUUGGCCGUUGCGCGUGACACCAACGUUGAACUCUACGGACGGACUGGGGCUGGAUUCAAGCUCAAGGAUGAACUCAAGGGCCAUGACAAGACCGUCACCAGUGUUGAUAUUGCAUUGAAGAGCGGGAGGAUUGUGACCUGUUCGCAAGAUCGAAAUGCCUUGGUCUGGGAGCCUUCUCCUACUGGCUACAAACCUACACUCGUCCUCCUCCGAAUCAACCGUGCAGCUACAUUUGUGCGAUGGUCUCCAUCCGAAGAGAAGUUCGCCGUAGGAUCCGGUGCCAGGGUCAUUGCGGUAUGCUACUUUGAGGAAGAGAACGACUGGUGGGUAUCAAAACAUAUCAAAAAGCCUAUCCGAAGCACCAUUACCACUGUAGCUUGGCAUCCAAACUCAGUCCUUUUGGCUGCUGGUUCCACUGAUGCACAUGCGAGGGUCUUUUCCAGCUUCAUCAAAGGUGUCGAUACUAGACCGGAACCGGGUGUAUGGGGAGAGCGUUUGCCCUUCAACACUGUCUGUGGAGAAUAUCUCAAUAACUCGGCAGGCUGGGUUCAUGCAGUCUCAUUUUCCCCCAGUGGAGAUGCUCUCGCAUUUGCUGCUCAUGAUAGCAGUAUCACCGUUGUCUAUCCCAAUGGGGCAGAUCAACCUCCAAGAGCCGUUGUUAGUGUCAGUACCCAACUGCUACCAUUCAUGAGUCUCAUCUGGAAUGGUGAGAGUGAGAUUAUUGCAGCGGGUUAUGACUGUGAAGCAUACCGCUUCAAAGGCAGCGAAGGCGGAUGGCAGCUCACUGGCUCUUUAGAGUCGAAAGGACGUCCAGGACUUGGAGAUGCACGGGAAGAAUCAGCCUUCAACAUGUUCAAGCAAAUGGAUUUAAAAGGCAAGACUAAAGAUGACACCCAGUUGAAAACGGUUCAUCAAAAUACUAUCAGUACGAUCCGAGUCUAUGAGGCUUCGGGUGGUGCUGUUAAGAAGUUCAGCACGAGUGGUGUGGAUGGAAGGAUUGUCAUCUGGAACGCCUAG